Messenger RNA from Dipodomys ordii (Ord's kangaroo rat), 1637 nucleotides. RefSeq names its product SLAM family member 6 (gene Slamf6). Bases 76 to 1071 code for a protein of 331 amino acids. Gene Ontology annotation, cellular component: external side of plasma membrane. Gene Ontology annotation, biological process: T-helper 17 cell lineage commitment; T cell activation; positive regulation of type II interferon production. The transcript is spliced from 8 exons. The record is from RefSeq and is a predicted model, not a curated record. NCBI's taxonomy places the organism in Eukaryota, Metazoa, Chordata, Mammalia, Rodentia, Heteromyidae.
UUUCAAGUUAUGACAGAAUAGCAGGAAGUUUUGAUUGCCUCAAGAUCACCAGUACCUGUCUCUACUUCUCAGAAGAUGUUCUGGCUGCUUCCAUCUCUCCCAUUUGUCUUCUGCCUUGGUUCAGGAAAUGCAGUGUCGCAAAGCAAUUCGACCUCUCUGGUGGUAAAUGGGGUUCUAGGGGGGUCAGUAAUCCUCCCCGUGAAGCUUCCUACAGAAGUGGAUGUGUCGAUCAUCACCUGGCAUUACAAUGGAACAGCUAUUGUCACCAUAGAUCUAAAACGUGAGGUUAAAAUGGUGCUAAAUCCAAGGUGGGGAGAGCGGCUAAACUUCACCCAGAUGUAUUCCUUGAAUCUCAGCAACCUGAUGAUGGCAGACACAGGACAUUACAGCAUCCAGUUCACCACGAAAACGACCACUAUAGUGCCUUCUGGUUAUACUUUGAGGAUUUUCAGACAAUUGAGAAACUUAAAAGUUAUCAACCAUGUUCAACUGUCUGAGAAUGAGACCUGUGAUAUCUACCUGAUCUGUGCUGUGGAAAAUGCAGACGAUACAUCCUCAUUCUGGUGGCAGGACUCAAGAAACAUCUGCCUCAAUGGAACAAACUUUACUACCUCCUGGGACCCCAAGAAUUCUAGUGGACAGAACUAUACCUGCAUAGCUAAGAAUCCAGUCACCAAAUUAUCUCUAUCUGUCUCUGCCCAGAGUCUCUGUGAAGGUGUCUUAACUAAGGAAAAUCUAUACCAAGGAGGUACAUGGAUUAUAACUACGUUUGUUGUCGCCAUACUUAUAAUCAUCCUUGUGUGCAUACUUGUUUGGAGGAAAAGAAGAGAUUCCUUUCAUGUUUCUUCUGAGCAACCUCAGCAUCCUGUACAGUCCUUGCAAAACUCAGCAAACACCUUAGUUUCUCCAGGAAGUACUGUGUAUGCGCAGAUCACUCAUCCAAGACAGGAAAUGGAAAUCCCAACACUAAAGAAAAAUGAUGAUUCAUUAACAAUUUACUCCAUCAUUAAUCAUUCUAGGGAGAGAAAGCCCUUUUCUCCCAGGGCAACUGGCCUUAAUGACAUCAAGUAAGUUGCUGAAAGACCUCAGCAUAUUUCAGGAAUGACCCAUCUCCUGAUCCUAAAAAGGAAAGCUUGGUUUUUGGUUUUCUUCCUGGCAACAGAAUCUGAAUACCUAGGAUUCUUGCUUCUCAGUCCUUCAGACUUGAUCCUGCUUACCUAAGUCAUACACCUAAGAAGUGACAACAUCUCCAGCCUGUAAUCCAAAUAAUGCUUUUCAAUCCAGUCCAGGCAAAAGCUAUUUCCAUUAACACUCCUGCCUACUGACUUUCUCUAUGAAGCUAAACAAGCAGAGUUAUAGUUGACAGGUUAUAAAUUCAGCAGGUGAUCACGUCUCUCCUUUCAGAAAGCAACAGGAUCUGACUAUUAGAAAUAGAAUAUAGUAUUUUGGCUAGGUGUGCAGCACCUGGAGUUGGAUGGUAUGGCAUGCAUAUCCUGAAACAUCAUUUACUAGACAUACCUCCUACAAUGUGUUUCCUAAUCUCUUGGAACAUUAGUCUUAAAAACUGAAGGCUGGGAAGGUGGCUCAGUGGUAGAGUGCUUGCCUUGCAUGUAUAAGGCCCUGGUUUGAUUCCUCAG